AUGAAGACCUUCUUCGUCUGCUUGGCUCUCUUCGGCUCUGCCACCGCUUUCUUGUUCCCAGCUGCCCCAGCUGCCGGAGGCGGUUGCUGGUAAGUCAAACUUUAGUUUUUUCAUAAUUUUAUUUUGUAUUAUAGCAUUGUUUUAAUAGUAUUUUUUUUAAGUAUUACAGAAAUUUAAAACUUUUUACACUUUUUUCAUAGUUGAAAAUUUUUAGCCCACCACCAGCCCCAUCAUGCGGAUGCGGAGCCCCACCACCACCACCAGCCCCAUGCGGAGGAGGUUGUGCUCCACCACCACCACCACCAUGCGGAGGUGGCUGCGGAGCCCCACCUCCACCACCACCACCAGCCCCAUGCGGCGGUGGCUGCGGAGGUGGCCCAAUUGGAGGCGGAUGCGGAGGUGGUGCCCCAAUCGGAGGAGGAUGCGGUGGUGGAGUUGCCCCAGCCGGCCCAAUCGGAGGAGGAUACGCUACCGGCCCAGCUGUCGGCGGACCAAUCGGAGGUGGAUACGCCGCUGGACCAGUUGCCUCAGGCCCAAUCGGAGGAGGAUACGCCGCCGGACCAGUCGCUUCAGGCCCAAUCGGAGGUGGAUACGCCGCUGGCCCACAAGUCGCUCCAGCCGGAGGAAACGCCUACGCCGGAAAGAAAUAA
Bursaphelenchus okinawaensis is the source of this 650-nucleotide messenger RNA. The record is from the annotation of a GenBank genome assembly. Lineage: Eukaryota; Metazoa; Nematoda; Chromadorea; Rhabditida; Aphelenchoididae.